GGACACAAACUCUGGACUCAGUCUCAAAAGGUGGAAGAUUCCGUUUACUGUCUUCUCAACAAAAAAUCAAGAGAACAGCACACCGCCAUGGAUAAAGUGAAGUCGGCACGGAAAGAUGAUAUGCAGAGCAUUGGCAGUGAUUUGUCGGAGCAGAUAAAAGCCAAAACUAGGGACAUCCACGUCAGGGCAGAAAACACCCAACUGAUGCUGAACUAUCAGAAGGGGCUGAUAACUCUUCCGCAGUACAAGCUUCUUCUGUUUUCCCUCUAUGAAAUCUAUAGAGCACUGGAAGAGGAGCUGGAUAGAAACGCUUCCCAUCCUGGUGUGUCACCCAUAUACUUCCCACAGGAACUUGCUCGACUGGAAACUAUAGAGAGAGAUCUAGAGCACUUCUUUGGAAAAGAGUGGCAAAAAAGAGUCAUCGUUCCUGCAGCAACACAACGAUAUACACAGAGACUUCACACGAUUGGCAAAGAUGAUCCAAAUUUGCUGGUGGCCCAUGCCUAUACCCGAUACUUAGGCGACCUGUCAGGUGGUCAGGUUUUGGGGAAGAUUACCCAGAAGUCAUUUGGGCUAAGCAGUGGAGAGGGGGUGUCAUUUUUCUCCUUCCCUGGGGUGUCAAGCCCUAACCGCUUCAAGCAGCUGUACAGGAGCAGAAUGAACAGCAUUGAACUGACAAAGGAGGAGAGGGAGGCGGUGCUGGAGGAGGCUCUCAUGGCAUUUGAACACAACAUCCAGGUCUUCGAUGAUCUUCAGAAAAUGUUGAGCAUCACAGAGGAAACUUCUGAGAACCAACAAGCAACACUCAUCCGCCCAUUUUCAAUUCUUCAUUGGUCUCUGGGAAUUUGUGCUGCCUUAGCAACAGUUGGAAUUGGCAUCUAUGCAUCAUAAGCCCUUAAACCAAGUCCUGAAACAUGUACGCUUGUCUGGAGGCUAUCAGAGUCACCUAUACAUGUAAGCACUUCCAGCUUGUCAUGCCAGUACUCUCGGUUCUGCUUACAUAGUUUUUAUUCAUCAGUUGGCUGUAUGUUCAAAUUCUUUUUUAUUGAAUAGUAAUAUUAAAGAAAUG
Esox lucius (northern pike) is the source of this 1069-nucleotide messenger RNA. RefSeq names its product heme oxygenase 1a (gene hmox1a). The record is from RefSeq and is marked provisional. NCBI's taxonomy places the organism in Eukaryota, Metazoa, Chordata, Actinopteri, Esociformes, Esocidae. Gene Ontology annotation, biological process: heme oxidation; heme catabolic process; response to oxidative stress. Gene Ontology annotation, molecular function: heme binding; heme oxygenase (decyclizing) activity.